AUGAUAGAUAAAGAGAAAAGAUGUCAGGCCUGUAAUCACCUUCAAAAAGGGUAUGAAUUUAGCAAAGAACAAGCAUUUGCAUUAAUUUCUCACGAGAGAAUUGAGAGAAGUAAAAGCCAAGUAAUUUCUAAAAAAGAAGAGGAUGUGAAUAUAUGCUUAGUAUCUGAUAUUACUCUAGAAGAGAAGACUAUCAAACAAACAGCUCAGUGUAUUAUGAAAGAUAAACUUAGUGAAAAAGAUGCUUUGAAGAGAAUUAUGACCCUUCAAUGCUCAGAAAAAAUAAUUUCUACUACAUUGAAUUCAGAGGAGCAUAGUGAGCAACGCGAAAAUGAAGGAAUUGAUUUUUUAGACCACUUCUCAUUAGAAUCAGUCAAGGAAAGAUUGAAUAAGUAUGAUAUAUCAAAUAUAUCUGACAAACAGGCCCUAGCCGAUAUAAUGAUAAUGCUCUGCAUUCGUCUGGCUGAAAUUAAAAACUUAUCACUAGAAAAGAAUGAGGAACAGGCUAAGCAACUCCUUACUUGGAUUCAGGAUAAUAUUUGUUCUGAACAGUUAAAGGACCCAGGAAAACUUGGAUCUAUAUAUUUAAGUACAUUUCUAAAAAAAGAUAAAUUUAUUCCUGAAAAUGGAACAGUGUUCACUUCUGUAGCACAUAGGUCUAAAAAUGCAUCAAAAGCUAACACUUAUGCCAGUGAAACUCUUCAGCAUUCACUCGAUAAUCAUGCUUCUUCAUCUAAGAGAUACAUUAUAAUCAACAUGUGA
Messenger RNA from Cetraspora pellucida, 759 nucleotides. Lineage: Eukaryota; Fungi; Glomeromycota; Glomeromycetes; Diversisporales; Gigasporaceae. The record is from the annotation of a GenBank genome assembly.